AUGGCGCUUAAGGUGGACAUGGAACAAGACUACGAUUGCAUGUCAUGGGAUACGCUGCACCGUGUUAUGGACGCCAUGGGUUUCUUGGCCAGGUUUAGCCGCUGGGUGUUGGCGUGUGUUUGCGAACCUCGGUUUGCUUUCCUCCUGAAUGGCAACCGCUCGCAUUGGAUCAAUGCCCAUUCUGGGCUUAGGCAGGGAUGUCUGCUGUCGCCUUAUCUUUUUAUCCUCUGCUCAGAGCUGCUUACUAAGGCGUUCAAUCAGUCUGGGGCUGGCCUAGGAGUGCAAAUUGUGAUCAAUGGGAAACGGGUGUCUCAUCUGUUGUAUGUCGACGACAUCCUUGUCUUUGCAGAAGCUAGCCUUGCCAAUGCAAAGUGUAUCUAUGGCAUCUUGGCGGACUAUUGUGGUUGGACGGGGAAGAAAAUCAACAUCAAUAAGUCGGCUAUCAUCUUCAACAAACGAUGCCCCAGGUGGAAAGGUAGAAGGAUUGCUAGACUCUUGGGCUAUAAAAUGGUAUCCUCUCUGGACUAUCUUGGCAUUCCGUUGCUUACUCGGAGAUUGCUUAAGGCGGAUUAUGCCAAAACAGUGACUAAGGCGGUGGCGAAGAUCAAUGUGUGGGGGAAGCGGCAUCUCUCCCUUGCGGGCCGUGCUACCAUCAUUCGGACUUCUUUGCUUUCUGUUCCGAUGUACUGUAUGACGUUGACGGGGAUCCCAAGGGGAAGUCUGGAGUUUAUUGAGAAGAUUGGGAGACAAUUUUUAUGGCGGAAGAAUUCGAAUAGCCGUGGACUCCAUUAUGUGGCUUGGAGUGAGCUAUGCAAGCCGACGGAGAUGGGAGGUCUGGGCUUUCACUCGUCUGUGGAUUGGAUUGGCCCCCUCCGGGCUAGGCUUGCUCUAAAUUUUAUCCAACAGCCCGACACCCUGCUGCAUCACAUUUUGCGGGAGAAAUAUGGUGACAAUCCGUGGGUGGAAUGGCCUGGACGCAAUGUGUCGAUCUCAUGGCAAAUUAUGAAUGAUGGGGCCAAUGCCUUGCGGACAAUCAUUCGGUGGAAGAUUGGGGAUGGUAAGACCGUGAAUGUCCUUAGUGACAUUUGGGUGCUGGAUCGUCAGCUUGAUGAAUGGCCAGCUUAUGGCGAUCUGAGCAGGUUGGAGCAUUGGCAGGUGAGCCAGCUCUUUACCGAGAAUGGUGAUUGGGAUGCUGGCUUGCUGGGUCAGUGGGGCUUUCAUAUGCCGGCUGCUAUCUCCUUUGAUGCGAUGAUCCGGAACCUCGAAGAGAUGGCCGGGCAUAAUCCGGGCCUUGGUAGAAUUUUUUGCUCGGCUGUCUACCAUGCCUGGCGGGCCCGUAAUGACAAGAAGCAUGGCCGCAAUUGGGGAUCCCCGACGAUUGUUGCGGCUACGGUUCUGGGAGCAUUUGCUAAACCUCAUUUGAUGCCUUUUGUGGAGCAGUGGCACAUCAAUCAGCCGCCUGGGUUGUCCGUUCCUCCAAAAUGGUGUGUCCCCCCUCCAAAUUGGCUCAAAUUCAACUUUGAUGCUUCAUUGCUUUCGUCGAAUCUUGCGGGGUUGAGCUUAGUGGUUCGUGACCACUGUGGUAACUUGAUUGUGGCUACCGGUCAACAACUUGAACAUUGGGAUGCCGCUACUGCGAAACUUCUGGCGGUGAGCACUAUUAAGAAUGUCAUUGACGAUUGGAUGCUUGACCGUGCGGGCAUUAUCAUUGAGGGAGAUUGUUCCAAUAUUAUUGAGUGGCUUGAGCAGCUUCGCCACCAUCAACACAACUUGCAUCGCCGGAGGGAAGGGCCGGACUUCUCUUUUUUUACUCUUUUCCAGCAGGUUCUUUUUAAUCGUGUGCCUAGAUGUUGUAAUAGGGCGGCCGACUUUUGUGCUAGAAGGGCGCUUGAGGGUAAUUUUACUUGGAAAAAUGUAUGGGGUGAUGAUAUUCCUUGCACUUUUGUCUCUUUGCUAAGGGAGGAAAGUGUGAGGAGCUAG
Messenger RNA from Dendrobium catenatum, 1980 nucleotides. RefSeq lists its product as uncharacterized. NCBI's taxonomy places the organism in Eukaryota, Viridiplantae, Streptophyta, Magnoliopsida, Asparagales, Orchidaceae. Bases 1 to 1980 code for a protein of 659 amino acids. The transcript is spliced from 2 exons. The record is from RefSeq and is a predicted model, not a curated record. Gene Ontology annotation, molecular function: nucleic acid binding; RNA-DNA hybrid ribonuclease activity.